CUCAAAGAAAUCUCCUCCCUCGCCUCCUGGACCGUCACCUCCUCCAAACCCGGCUGCUCGAUCCCGCAACUCCUCUCCCCCUCCACCUCCUCCUACUGGCAAUCCGAUGGCCCCCAACCCCAUCACCUCAACAUCCACUUCUUCAAGCUCGUCGAGAUCGUCGCCAUCCGCGUAUUCCUGGACUUCGAGCUCGACGAGAGCUACACGCCGCAGAAGAUUGAGUGGGCUGCGGGCAUGGGGAAUGCGGAUUUGCUGGUGUGGAGUACUAUGCGGGUCGAGAUGCCGAGGGGUUGGUGUUGGGUGGAUUUUGGGGGACGCAGACGACACCAUCCGACGCUGCGGUGCAUGUUGCUGCAGGUGCGGAUCUUGGAGAACCAUCAGAAUGGGAAGGAUACGCAUUUGCGGGGGUUACAGAUCUUU
This is a messenger RNA of Eremomyces bilateralis CBS 781.70, 420 nucleotides long. RefSeq names its product galactose-binding like protein. NCBI's taxonomy places the organism in Eukaryota, Fungi, Ascomycota, Dothideomycetes, Eremomycetales, Eremomycetaceae. The transcript has 2 exons. Gene Ontology annotation, cellular component: anaphase-promoting complex. Gene Ontology annotation, biological process: anaphase-promoting complex-dependent catabolic process; protein K11-linked ubiquitination. The record is from RefSeq and is a predicted model, not a curated record. The annotation marks the transcript as partial.